This is a messenger RNA of Dunckerocampus dactyliophorus (ringed pipefish), 2551 nucleotides long. It is a transcript of the gene washc3, whose product is annotated as WASH complex subunit 3. The transcript has 6 exons. NCBI's taxonomy places the organism in Eukaryota, Metazoa, Chordata, Actinopteri, Syngnathiformes, Syngnathidae. Gene Ontology annotation, biological process: exocytosis; actin filament polymerization. The coding region runs from base 833 to 1420 and encodes 195 amino acids. The record is from RefSeq and is a predicted model, not a curated record. Gene Ontology annotation, cellular component: WASH complex.
GUGCGUAGUCUGGCUGGAAAUUGGUUAUGGAGCUUAAACAAUGCAGCGAAACGAUGAAAGACAUAUACAAGAACGUAUUCAUGCACAUUUGAUUGGGUGUAAGAACGCACAUCGACAUGUUACAAUCGUUUCAUCAUGUCUGACGCUGAUAUAAGUACGGUGGCCAAGAAGUGCAAAAUGUAAACCAAUGUACAAUUGCACCCCCCGGAAGGGGAAUGUACUAAAUCCCAGAGUUACAGGAAGUGAUAACGUUUGGCCCAAUCAGCUCUGAGGAGUUCCUUUCCCGAUUACCCUUUAACGCCAGAAGGCGAUUGUACCAUACAACUCAGACAAGAAGCCGUAACAUGUCGCUGCGUUUCCAUCGUGACCCUGUACACUAGGGGUGUGAAACUCGUGCCAUGGAGGGCCGAGACAUUGCAGGUUUUCUUUCCAGCCAGUCACUAAAGCAGGUGAUUUUAAUGAUCAACACCUUCAGUUUGAGGGAAGGAGCUCAUCAAUUAAAUCACCUUCUGCAGCGUCUCGGAACCCAGGGCAGGAGUUUGACACAUGUGCUGUACAGCCACACAACUGGAGCAAGUAAUUUCAACUACAUGCACUUAGGUCACGUGGUUGAACUCCAACAAUACCGGAUGUUAAUUACACCAAUUAGAGUAACUUCAAAAUAAAAGCAGAUAGGCUAAAUCCCGUCCUCGGGCGACGUACGUCACAAGACACGCGAUAAUACAGCUACGAGUCACAUGAAGGAGUCGCCAGUAUAGUUUUUGUCCCCUCAUACUGGAUGUAGCAUUAAAUAAUUUGUAUACAUAUCCGUGGCUUGUCUGGAGUAAGAGACAUGGAUGAGGACGGACUUCCGAUUACUGGCUCCGGAGUUGAUCUAACGACGGUUCCGGGCAUUCAGCAGAGAAGAAUUGUUGCUUUCCUCAACCAAUUCAUCGUACACACUGUUCGCUUCCUUAACAACUUCUCCACAGUGUGUGAAGAGCAGAUAGAGACCACGCUGUGCAUUCUGGAGGCCAAGCUGUCCUCCAUCCCUGGACUGGAGGACGUCACAGUAGAUGGAGUGGGACAUACCCAAACCGUCCAGACCAAUGGAACCAGCGCUCCAAGUCAGACAGAUGGUCCACCGGUUGUGAUGCUUCCACCUCCAGAGGCUCCGAGUCCUUACAGCACUCCAGAGGAUGUGAUCAAAGAGGUGAACAUCAUGACGGUGGCCAAGGAUCCUCGCUAUGCCAGAUAUCUGAAGAUGGUUCAAGUGGGCGUCCCAGUGAUGGCCAUCAGAAAUAAAAUGACCAUGGAAGGUUUGGACCCGGACUUGUUGGAUAAGCCAGACGCCACAGUGCCCGACGGAGGAGGAAAAAUCGCAGAGGAGCAGGAUGUGGACGCCAACACUUCAGAUAGCGAGUCGUCCUUUAGCGACUGACAGGUGGCCCCGCCUAAGUAGAUGUUUGGAGGCCUCCAAUGGCAAUUCUAAGUCCACUGGUGCGUAGCAUAAAGCAUUUCGUGGCUAUUCCGCUAAAUGUACUACAACUACUACAGUCUUUAACGACGCUCAAAAUGUUCAAUGAGGACGUUCUAGUUCUCCCCAAAGCCCAAUUAAGUCAAAAGCAUUUAACUGCAAAGCUGCAGAAAUCUAACAUGUUUGUUUUUUAACUAGACUUUUGUCCCGAAGGAGGGUGCCGUGUUUAAAAACAUGACGUAUUUUAGCCGCUGUACGACUCUGCAUAUGGUUAUUUUAUUUAACUGUUUGAGCAACAGUUUAAUUACUUGAAAAAAUAAAAAAUGAUGCUUUGCCCUGUUUGAUGUCGUUGCUGCCAGCAUGUCACUCUUACACAUGCCACCAGAGGGCGACAGCAACCACUCCAGCAAACACCAUCGUCGUAUUUGUUUAAAAUGAUUCAGAUUACCGAAAUCCAUUAUUCGUGAGCAAUUAGUACAAACCCACUGAUCUUUCAUUGUAAUUAGAUGUUUAUCAAAAUUACGUUAUUGUUGUCCGAAACAGUCGUGCCCAGUUUUGCGUGCAGGUAGCGGGAGCGCGCCCGCUUCGUCAAAACCAACUCGGCAUCAGUCAGCUGAUAUUAAGCUCCCCUCCUGAUUCGCUCUUGGUCCACCGUGGCAAUGGUGAAUAGAAGUCUCAAACCACACACGGUGAUGCAACUUUCAUCUUUAUUUUUGUGAUUACAGAUAAGCAAAGUGGGUGGGAAGAUGUCCGCAUCUAUAACAAAAGUUAUCCGUUCACUUGUAGCGGCUAGUUAUGUAUACAAAAAGUGAAUUUGCCUGAUGGCUUUGCUUCACGUCAUGAAAUCUUGUUAAACUAUUAUUUUAUGAUGAAUUGGAAAAUGUGCCCAUUACUGAAAGCGUUUUAAUAUGCCUCGACUUCGGCUGCAUUGUCUUUUGUUUCUUGUAUAUCUGGAAUGUUUGAUAGCGAAUGCUAACUGGACGUGUGUCCGAAUGAACGCUAUGCAGCCAUUUUAGGUUACGUACACAACCAUUGCGGAAUGACUUGUCAUUAUCUUUAUUGUCGUAUAGAAGUUUCCCGGUUAGAUUUGAUAAA